AUGUCCACCAACUCCUCGUCGGAGUCGAAUCCUCCAAGUCCGCCGACUUCGCCUCGCCGUCCGGGAACUACAAGAUACUCCACUGUUCCGGUAAACCCCAGUCGACUGAGGAAUCACACUGCCAUAUCACCGGACGAGAUAUCAGGUCCCUCGGCGGAUCCUGACAGCCCGCUCCCUACCAGCGCCGACGGCAGCGGUGUAGGUAAAUUGACCGCAGAACCCGAUUCCAUUGCGACACAGGACUACGAGCCUACGGCAGACGACGAUGUGGGAGAAGGAACUGCUCUCCUUGAGACCUAUCACCACAGUCGCGUCUGUGGUCUGAAAAACUGCAACCAUGGCACAUUCUCGCCGAGAGCAAGAUCCCUACACAGCCGACAAAGCAGCCUGGAUAAUUAUCGCAGCUACGAGCCUAGCUUUGUUGACAGUCCUGGGGGCGAAGGUCCCAUCAGCUUUGUGCGAGGUAUCUUCACCUCGCCAAGUGAAGACGAUGGUAGUAAGAGCAUGACGACAAGCCAGAGACUUGCACGAGCUCAUGGUGUUCGGAAGCGAAAAUGGAUGUACCUCUCGUACUACUUUCCUUUCAUCAGGUGGAUCACCCAGUACCAGUGGGCCUGGUUCCAGGGCGAUCUUAUAGCGGCGCUCACUAUGGCGUCCUUCUACAUUCCCAUGUCACUCUCAUACGCCUCGAAUCUUGGCCACAUCCCUCCCAUAAACGGCAUGUAUGCGUUCGUCUUCAAUCCGUUGAUCUAUGCCUUCCUUGGAUCCUGUCCGCAGAUGGUAGUGGGGCCUGAAGCACCUGGGUCUUUGCUGGUUGGAACUGUGGUCCGCACAUGCAUCGAUCAAAGCGGCUCAAGCGAUGACAACAACAUUUUGAAUGCCGAGGUCGCGGGAGUCGUGACAACUAUCGCAGGAGCCGUGAUAUUCAUUGCUGGACUUGCGCGGCUUGGCUUUCUUGAUAGCGUGCUGAGCCGACCCUUUCUGCGCGGGUUCAUCAGCGCAAUCGGCGUGGUCAUCUUGGUUGAUCAAGCCCUUCCGGAGCUGGGAUUGACGAAGCUUGCGGACAAGGAAGUCUCACACAGCAGCACUGUUCAGAAGUUCGUCUUUCUGGUACAGAACAUCAACAAAUCCCACGGCCUGACCGCGGCGGUAUCCCUGUCAAGCUUCGUGAUCAUCAUGGUUUUCAGAGAGCUGAAGAAGCGCUUGCAGCCUCGAUACCCAAGAGUGGCGUAUAUCCCUGAUCGAUUUGUUGUGGUCGCUGCAUCUGCUGUGCUCACGUGGAAAUUCGGCUGGGAUAAGCAAGGCCUUGAAGUUCUAGGCACUGUCAAAUCGUCCGGCGGGCCAGGUAUUCCAUUUCAUUGGCCGUUCCAAAUCAAGCACAUGAAGCAUAUCGACACCGCACUGAGCACAGCCUUUUUGAUUGCUUUGCUAGGCUUCUUCGAGUCUACAGUCGCGGCGAAAAGUCUUGGAGACGGAACAACCGGCUUACGGGGCAUGAACAUCAGUGCGAACCGGGAACUUGUUGCGCUUGGAACUGCCAACUUGAUCGGAGGCUGUUUCAUGGCGCUGCCUGCCUUUGGAGGGUAUGGCCGGAGCAAGGUCAAUGCUUCCACAGGAGGCACAACUCCGAUGAGCAGCAUCAUGCUCAGCUUAAUCACUCUGAUUUGUGUCUUCUACGUAGUGCCAUGGUUCUACUACCUUCCCAAAGGUGUACUGUCAGCCAUGGUCUCCGUGGUCGCAUAUUCGCUGGUCGAGGAAUGCCCGCACGAUAUCAAGUUCUUUGUGAAGAUCAGGGGUUGGACUGAGCUGAGCUUGAUGGCUAUCAUCUUCUUCGCUACUAUCUUCUACAAUCUGUCGACCGGUAUCGCUCUUGGUAUUGGGCUGUCGCUCCUUCAACUCAUCCGUCACGCUACAAAACCUCGGAUACAAAUUCUGGGUAAGAUCUCGGGUACCACGAACCAGUUCGAGAAUGCGGAAAACUUUCCAGACUCCAUCGAAUAUGUCGAGGGCUGCCUGAUCGUCAAAAUUCCCGAGCCGCUGACCUUCGCCAAUACGGGCGAGCUCAAGAAUCGAUUGAGGCGUCUCGAAAAAUAUGGUACAGAGAAGGCGCAUCCGUCCCUGCCUCGACUUCGUCAGGAGGAGAGCAAUAAGAACAUAAUUUUCGACGUUCACGGUGUCACGAGUAUAGACGGCUCGGGCACACAGGUGCUAUUGGAGAUUGUAGAGAAUUACGUUAAGCGAGGGGCAAAAGUCAUCUUCUGCAGACUACCGAAAAGAAGGAGUAAGGUAUUCGCAGCCUUUGAGAGAAGCGGGAUCAUGGAGAUAUGCGGUGGGGAGAGACACUUUGUAGCCAGUGUGGACGAAGCCCUGAAGUUGUCGGAAAUCGAAGAUUUGGAGCAGUACUUUGACGAACGAGGCGCUGGGCACCAAGAAAGGGACACUUCAUGGUAG
Cyphellophora europaea CBS 101466 is the source of this 2451-nucleotide messenger RNA. RefSeq lists its product as uncharacterized. NCBI's taxonomy places the organism in Eukaryota, Fungi, Ascomycota, Eurotiomycetes, Chaetothyriales, Cyphellophoraceae. Gene Ontology annotation, cellular component: membrane. The transcript has a single exon. The coding region runs from base 1 to 2451 and encodes 816 amino acids. The record is from RefSeq and is a predicted model, not a curated record. Gene Ontology annotation, molecular function: sulfate transmembrane transporter activity. Gene Ontology annotation, biological process: transmembrane transport.